Theobroma cacao (cacao) is the source of this 2149-nucleotide messenger RNA. RefSeq names its product glycosyltransferase family 92 protein RCOM_0530710-like. Lineage: Eukaryota; Viridiplantae; Streptophyta; Magnoliopsida; Malvales; Malvaceae. The record is from RefSeq and is a predicted model, not a curated record. Gene Ontology annotation, cellular component: cytoplasm. Gene Ontology annotation, molecular function: glycosyltransferase activity.
GGUCGAAACGCCAAAGCAUGAUUUCGAUAGCGGCCUCUCUUUCUUCCCCAUAAUUUCUCUCUCUUUUUUUCUUUUUCACCUUCCUUUUCCUAUCUCCAUUUCUUUUCUUUUGAGUUUUCAAGUACUUCCAAGAAAAUCCAAACAAAUAGAAAAGAAAGUUUUUGGAUUUAAAGACCAGCGAUUUCUGAGCCGAAGACACAGAUGAAUGACCAGAUUAUCGGUUGUCUUUCAUUGGUUGUGAAAAGAGCGCAGCAUCCAUGAGGGAUCGUAGGAAGCACGACGUCGUUUCAUGGAGCAGGUUCUUCUGGUUCACUGCCGUCGUCGUCGUCUCUUGCGUUCUCUUAACUGGCUUCUCCUUCUCCACCUUUCGACUUUUUUUUGGAGAAACGUUUCAUCCUGUGUUGGGGUCCACGCGCCAAACCUCAACCAUUAACGCCGUCGUCUCCAACGAAUUUCCGGUAGUUCCGGUACUUUCAAUUCGUGAAACCAUUUUGUUUCCAGAUCAAGUGAUACUUUUCCUAGAAUGCCCUCCACGGGCUCGUUUAUUUACCAAAGAAGAACUCCUUUGCAUUUACCUCUCGGCCGAUAAUAACUCAUCCGAGACGCGGCUUAAGAAGCCGCCAGCUCGUGUUGAUUCCCGUCAGGUCGGUGAGCAGAUCGUAUGGUGUCCCGGUUGUCCACGUGGGUUGAUCGUAACGGUUGCCUCAAAGUCAAAUGGGGUCAUCCCAGCUGGGCCCAGUCAUCGGUGGGGCACUCUUGCUUACGAGGCUUUGAUUGAUAAGGAUAAUACUACACUCCUUUUUGUCAAGGGGCUUAAUCUACGUCCAGAAAGAGUUUCCAAUGCAUCAAGAUUUGAGUGCGUGUACGGCUGGGAUUUUAGCAGGUUGAAUUUAGUGUUAAGAUCAGAAGUUUUAUCAAUUGCUCAGGAGAUCGUACGGUGCAAAACCCCUUUGAGCGUUUUGAAUGGGCAACAAAAAGUCAAUGGCCCUGUCAAGGUUUCAAUUAGGAUCAAGGGCAAUGGAUUACUACCUUCCGUAGCCCGAUUGGGGCACUUGGUAGGUCCGGGUCUACAGCCGGUGCCCACCCGAAAACCACACGAAAUGUGCAUUUGCACUAUGGCACGUAACCAAGCAAGGUUUUUGAAGGAAUGGGUUAUGUACCAUGCCCAAAUCGGGGUACAACGUUGGUACAUAUACGAUAACAACAGCGACGAUGACACAGAUAGUGUCAUCGAGUCGUUAUCCGAUGCCAACUAUAACAUUUCUCGACACAUCUGGCCUUGGAUCAAGACACAAGAAGCAGGGUUUGCCCAUUGUGCCUUGAGAUCUAGAAGUUCUUGUGAUUGGGUUGGAUUUAUUGAUGUGGAUGAGUUUUUCCACUUGCCAUCGGGGUUAACGUUGCAAGCUGUUCUUAGGAAUUUAAGCUCGAGAGCACCUAGUUUGGAUACCGAAGCAGCGCAUAUUCCUAUUGGUGAAUUGCGUGUCUCGUGUUAUAGUUUCGGACCGUCGGGGCUCAGACACGUGCCUCGACAAGGUGUGAUGGUGGGGUACACAUGUCGGAUGACGGCCCCAGAGAGGCACAAGAGUAUAGUUAGGCCAGAGGCAUUGAAUUCCACGUUAAUCAACGUAGUGCACCAUUUUCAUUUGAUGCAUGGUUUUAGGUUUCUAGAUGUUGAUAAAACGAUGAUGGUUGUGAAUCAUUACAAGUACCAAGUUUGGGAAGUGUUCAAGGAGAAGUUUUAUAGGAGGGUAGCUACGUACGUUGCCGAUUGGAAAGAUGAGCAGAACGUAGGGUCCAAAGAUCGAGCCCCCGGGCUGGGGACGAAAGCUGUUGAACCUGUUGAUUGGUCGAGUCGGUUCUGUGAGGUCCUGGACACUGGGCUUAGAGAUAGGGUUUUGCAAAACUUUGUCAACCCAAAAACUUUCCUUCUGCCAUGGCAGGAUGCAAAUGAUGGAAAACAGAGUUUAGUUUGAUAAAAGAAAAGAAGAGUAGACAGCGCAGGAGAAGGCACAGAGUGGACACUAUAAGGUCUUGUUUUCUUUUCAUCAUUCCAAUUAUGAUGAGAAAAUUGAUGUAGAAAGUGGAUUAAUUCGUUUCUUUUCUGUAAAUAAAAAUUUUCUUCUCGUUAGAUUUUUGUUUCUUUAUGAUC